Pygoscelis adeliae (Adelie penguin) is the source of this 1369-nucleotide messenger RNA. RefSeq lists its product as uncharacterized. The transcript is spliced from 8 exons. Lineage: Eukaryota; Metazoa; Chordata; Aves; Sphenisciformes; Spheniscidae. The record is from RefSeq and is a predicted model, not a curated record. The coding region runs from base 1 to 1287 and encodes 428 amino acids.
AUGCUGCUGCUGGUAGUGCUUGUGGCCACAGCCGCUUGGUCUUAUGGAUUUUCACAAGAAAUUCCCGUGCAGAGCCCUGUAUCCAUCACCAAGUUCAAAAACAGUGUACGGAUGACAUGUAAAAUUCAAACAUUAGGGGAAAAUUUUGUUCGCACCGUCAUACACUGGUAUCAACAGAAGGAGGGUAAAGCUCCAGAGAGGCUCCUGUUCUUUUCACAAGGGAAAGUUUCGGUUGAAAGUGGCUUUCAAGAGAACAGGUACAUGGUUGAAAACGUUUCUGGCCAGAACCAGUGUGUUCUUACAAUAAACGAUGUACUUCCAGAUGACGCUGCUACUUACUACUGUGCCUACUGGGAUCCUCACUCAAACAUGCUGCUGCUGGCAGCGCUUGUGGCCACAGCCGCUUGGUCUUAUGGAUAUGCACAAGAAAUUCCCGUGCAGAGCCCUCUGUCUGUCACCAAGUCUAAAGGAAGUGUACACCUGGAAUGUCACUUUAAAGACUUCUCUGGAGAUUUUGAUGACACCGUCAUACACUGGUAUCAACAGAAGGAGGGUGAAGCUCCAAAGAGGAUGCUCUAUGCAACACAGAGAGAAACAGUAGAUGAGGGCUUCCAAGCGCACAGGUAUAGGAAUGAAAGGGUUUCUAGCAAGAAACUGUGUAUUCUUAGAAUAACCGAUGUCAUUCCAGAUGACACUGCUACCUACUAUUGCGCCUACUGGCAUAGUCACCGACUUGUAUACAGUGACGAUUACAAAAUCUUCGGAACUGGCACAAAGCUUAUUGUUUCUGACAAAGGAAUAUCUCCACCGGCAAAUUCUGAAAUCCUGCAGAAGAAACAUGAAAAUCAGAUAAUUUAUGUUUGCCUUAUUGAGAAAUUCUACCCAGAAGUUAUUCGGGUGACAUGGACCGAUGGAGAAAAGGAGGUAACAGACAACGUAGUAAAAGGAGACAUUUGGAAGCCCACAGAAGAGGAUAAAUACUCAAUCGGCAGCUGGUUAACUGUACCACUGGAGAACAAAGAUAAGAUCUAUCGCUGCAAUUAUGAGCAUGAAAGCAGACAGUCAUUUCUGCAGACACAAGAUUCUACAAAGACUGUUCCUCAGGGAGAGGACUGCAGCACAUAUCCUGGAAACAGCACAGUUUUUAAUAGAGAUCACUUAAUGCACAGGGCAGCAUAUUUAGUGUACAUCAUCCUUCUUCUGAAGAGCUCCAUGUACAAUUUCAUCGUACUCUUCUUCAUCUACAGAAUGUGGGCUCCAACCAAGCACCACGGAAAGAAAGCAUAAAUGCUGGUUUAGGAAAGGCUUACAAAAUUGUCUUCAAUUUGCUUUGCUAUAUACUUACCCAUAUAGACUCCCCUGCUCUCAG